AUGUUGAGUUCCGAUAAUUCUGUUGAAAAACCAUUGUACUCUUCUGUAGUGGCGACACCAAGAAGUUUCUAUAAAGAAAAUCAAUUUACAUUCCUGUCAACUAACAAUGACAGUACAGAUUGUGACAGUGAUCAUCAUUCCAAGGAUGAACUUGACAUUUCAUCGUUCAGACAUUUGGGAAGUGAUAAGUUCAAGAUUGAUCGGAGGAAGCUUGAGAAAAUGAUUGAAACAUCAAGCAACACCGUUGGAGUAAACAAUGCUGAGUACUUUUUCAAGAACAUCAUGGACACUACCGAUACCUUUAUCACCUGGCAGAAGAAUUUGAAGAUUGGCGCCCGGACCAGGAAGCAUCCUUUUGUUAAUAUUGUCGGAAAACCAAAUGACAUAGCUUGGGCAAAGGGACUCAUUCUAUCGAAAUUGGCAACAAGAGGACCAUUACUCAAAAUGAAAAUGAAUAUCUCAGAUUCUACAUGGAGCCUCAAAACCAUUAUGGAUGAGACUGAAACACUUAUCCAUUUUCCCGAUUCAAAUAAUCCCAAUCUAAUGGCGAUGUACGGAACUCUUGAUCGCUUGGAACAAGCCAGAGUACGCCUGCGAUCAUUAACUCCAUUGCUGAUGUCAUUUGAAUUACCCAACGGAAUGCAGCUGUCAAAAUAUCACAUCGAGUACAUAAAGAAGUUGGAAAGCUUCUGCGAUGUAAAGAUUAUUUUUAUGUCACUGCCGAAACAGAGUUCCUUCUUUGCUAUAGUCAAGGGAACCGAGGGCAGUGUUGAUAACUUAAAGGAAGCCGUUCGACUGUUGGUGAACGCCACAUGUGGAAAAACAGUGGACACUGUCUUGCUGAACAUCAAAGUGGAAGUUCCUAGACAACUUUUUGAACUAUCGAUGUCUGCAGAAAACAGCUUAACUCUGAUCGAACUUAUGGAAAAGACCUCAACAAUUAUCUCCAUUCCAUCAUAUUCUAAUGACAGCAAUGUAAAAGACUUGACACCUGUCAUCAUUACCGGAACAAUGGAAGGAGUUUGUGAGGCUAAGAAAGAAAUAAUGUCACAACUGCCAAUUGAACUGACAUUUGACGUCCAGGAAAAUCCCUACUACACUGCUGAAAUUCUUAGUCUUGGCAUGAAGUAUGGAAUAUCUCUGACCAUGAAGCACAAUCCAAAGGACAACAGUGAAACAAUUACCAUGAUAGCUCCGGAGAAAAUAAUUUCACACAUCUAUGAAGCCAAUGAGGAAGUCAUGGAAAUGCAACAAGAAAUUUGCGACAAUGAGACCGAAAUACCGAAAGCAUACUUCAAGGCUUUGGAAAGUGACAGUUUUGACAGUAUUCACUUAAGUCAAUAUGCUGAUAUCUCAAAGAAAAUAUGGACACCGCUUGAGUUGAAUAAUGAGACCUGUCAUCAGCAAGGUGCCAACAAUAGGGCUUCACAGUGCAGCGAUUGGACCGAAGUGAGUAAUGACAGUCGGCAUUUCUAUUGUGAAUCUUAA
Molecule: messenger RNA, 1488 nt
Organism: Eupeodes corollae
Lineage: Eukaryota; Metazoa; Arthropoda; Insecta; Diptera; Syrphidae
Product: protein bicaudal C-like
Exons: 1
Coding region: 1-1488 (495 amino acids)
Molecular function (GO): RNA binding
Source: RefSeq, a predicted model, not a curated record